AGAAGAGCCGUUAUGCUCUCUACAGUGUUGCUGGAGGAGACAGACAGGAGCUGCUCUCAUCAAGAAAUGAGCGCUAUCCUGUGCUAUGAGGUCUUCUUAUGAACUGCCCUACACAGCUGUAUGCAGCUCCUGUGCUCUUAGAAGAAUGCCAGGUUCAGCCAAAGAGAGAAGUCACCAGUGUUCAGAGUGUGGGAAGAGCUUCGCUGAGAGAUGGACCCUCAAAACACACCAGCGCAUCCACUCUAAAGAGAAACGGUUUGAAUGCUUAGAGUCCGGGAAGAGUGUGGUUCCCCUGCACUCCAGGUGGGGGCGCUAAUUGCAUCAGUGAUCUUCUACAAGCCCAGUAAAGCGGGGAAGCAGAAGCUCCGCUCUGGUCAGCAGGUCCAAGCCUCCGCGCUGCUAGAGGAGCCGAACAGGAGCUGCUCUCAUCGAGUUUACAUCUGCCACAAGUUGCUGUACAGAACAAGCUCCAGUACUCACAGAAUAACCUAAAGAAUGGACAAAGCAACAGCCAAGGAGAAAACUCAUCACUGCCCUGAGUGUGGGAAGAGUUUUAGAAAUGGAGCUACCCUCAAAACACACCAGCGCAUCCACAAAGGAGAGAAGCUGUAUGACUGCUCAGAGUGCGGAAAGCGUUUUAUUCAACGGGGUCAUCUUGAAACGCACCAGCGCAUCCACACAGGAGAGAAGCCCUUUCACUGCUCAGAGUGCGGCAAGAGGUUCACUGUAAAGAGCAGCCUCCAGACACACCAACACAUUCACACAGGAGUGAAACCGUAUCAGUGUUCCUACUGUGGAAAGAGUUUUACGAAGGGCAGUUCCCUCAAAAUUCAUGAACGCGUUCACACCGGUGAGCAGCUGUAUGACUGCUCAGAGUGUGGGAGGAGAUUCACUCGACAGAGUCUUCUCCAACAACACCAGUGGGUUCACACGGGACAGAAGCCAUAUCACUGCUCAGACUGCGGGGAGAGAUUUACUCGGCAAAGUAGUCUCAAAAAACACAAGCGUAGCCACCAAGGUGUAAAACCGUAUCACUGCUCGGAGUGUGGGAACAGUUUUACUGCACAAAGUAGUCUCCAAUCACACCAGCGCAUCCACACAGGAGAGAAACCCUAUCACUGCUCAGACUGUGGGAAGAGCUUUAUCACACAGAGUGUUUUCCAAAAACACAAGCGUAUCCACACCGGAGAGAAGCCGUAUCACUGCUCAGAGUGCGGGAGAUGUUUUAGAGACAGAGGUAAUCUCGUAAGACACCAGCACCUUCACGUGGGAGAGAAACCGUUUCAGUGUGCAGAGUGUUGGAGGAGUUUUAACCAUGCAAGUUCCCUCAAAAUACACCAGCGCAUCCACACUGGAGAGAAACCGUAUGAUUGUACAGACUGUGGGAAACGUUUCACUCAACAGUGUAAUCUUCAGAAACACCAGCGCAUCCACACAGGAGAGAAACCGUUUCGCUGCUUAGAGUGUGGGAAGAGUUUUAAAGAUGUCAGUUCCCUCAAAAUUCACCUGCGAAUUCACACAGGAGAGAAAAGAUAUCACUGCUUGGAGUGCGGGAAGAGCUUUAAAGAAGGAGGUACCCUCAGAACACACCAGCGCAUUCACACUGGAGACAAGCCGUAUGUCUGCUCAGACUGUGGGAAACGGUUUACUCAGUGGAUUGUCCUGCAAAGACACCAGCGCAUUCACACAGGAGAGAAACCAUAUUACUGCUCAGACUGUGGGAAAAGUUUUACUGUACAGAGUAAUCUGCUUAGGCACCAGCGCAUUCAUACAGGAGAGAAACCGUAUUACUGCACAGAGUGCGGAAAGAGUUUUACUCGACAGAGUCACUUUCAAACACACCUGUACAUCCACACAGGAGAGAAGCCAUUUCAGUGCUUAGAGUGCGGGAAGAGCUUUAAAGAUGGUGGUACCCUCAAAACACACCAGCGCAUUCACGCAGGAGUGAAACCGUAUGUCUGCUCAGAGUGCGGGAAGAGCUUUACUCGACAGAAUCACCUCCAGAAACAUCUGCGCGUUCACACAGGAGAGAAACCGUAUCACUGCCCACAGUGUGGGAAGAGUUUUUCUCAACAGAAUCAUCUGCAAACCCAUCAGCGCGUUCACACAGGAGAGAAACCGUAUCUCUGUGCAGACUGUGGGAAGAGUUUUACUGUUGCGAGUAAUCUCCAUAUACAUCAGCGCAUUCACACGGGAGAGAAGCCGUAUGAUUGCUUAGAGUGUGGGAAGAGUUUCACUCGACACAAUCAUCUCCAAAAACAUCUGCGCGUUCACACAGGAGAAAAACCGUAUCACUGCUCAGAGUGUGGGAAGAGCUUUACUGCACAGAGUAGUCUUCAACUACACCAGCGCACUCACACAGGAGAGAAACCAUAUGAUUGCUUAGAGUGUGGGAAGAGGUUUAUUCAGCAGAGUAGUCUUCAAAAACACCAGCGCGUUCACACCGGAGAGAAACCGUACCCCUGCUCUGAGUGUGGAAGGGCUUUUAAAAACAGAAGUUCCCUCAAAACACACCAGCGCAUCCACACAGGAGAAAAACCAUAUGACUGCCUGGACUGUGGGAAGAGAUUUACUCAGCAGAGUAGUCUCCAAAAACACCAGCGCACUCACACAGGAGAGAAACCGUAUCGCUGCUUAGAGUGUGGGAAGAGCUUUACAGGCAGAGGUAUCCUCAGGACACACCAGCGCAUUCACACGGGAGAGAAACCGUUUGUCUGUUCGGAGUGUGGGAAAAGUUUUACAGAUGGAAGCAUCCUCAAAACACACCAGCGAAUUCACACUGGAGAUAAGCCAUAUAAUUGCUCAGAGUGUGGGAAGAGUUUUACUCAGUGGAAUAUCCUCCAAAGACACCAGCGCAUCCACACAGGAGAGAAACCGUUUGACUGUUCAGACUGUGGGAAGAGUUUCAGUGUACAGAGUAGUCUCCAAAGACACCAGCGCAUUCACACAGGUGAGAAACCAUAUUAUUGCUCAGAGUGUGGGAAGAGUUUUACUCGACAGAGCCAUAUCCAAGCACACCAGCGCAUCCACACAGGAGACAAACCUUAUUACUGUUCAGAGUGUGGGAAGAGUUUUAAAGAUGGAAAUUCCCUUACAACACACCAGCGUGUUCACACAGGAGAGAAACCGUAUCACUGCCCGGAGUGUGGGAAGAGUUUUUCUCAGAAGAAUAGUCUGCAAACCCAUCAGCGCGUUCACACAGGAGAGAAACCGUAUCUUUGUGCACACUGUGGGAAGAGUUUUACUGUACUGAGUAAUCUCCAAACACACCAGCGCAUCCACACGGGAGAGAAACCUUAUGAUUGCUUAGAGUGUGGGAAGAGUUUCACACGUCAGAAUCAUCUCCAAAAACAUCUGCGCGUUCACACAGGAGAAAAACCGUAUCACUGCUCAGAGUGUGGGACAAGUUUUACUGCACAGAGUAGCCUCCAAACACACCAGCGCAUUCACACAGGAGAGAAACCGUAUAAUUGCUUAGAGUGUGGGAAGAGCUUUAAUCAGCAGAGUAGUCUUCAAAAACAUAAGCGCAUCCACACAGGAGAAAAGCCGUAUCAUUGCUCGGAGUGUGGGAAGAGUUUCAGGCAUUUAAAUACUUUAAAGACGCAUAAAUGUGCUAAGAGGGAGUUGAUAGCUCAUGAUAUGAGUUUGUCUAAUCAAGAAACCUAAUUUUUCUAGGUUAUCGUGAGUUCUGUAACUUGUGGCAAAUAGCUUUCAGUGAAGUAAAUUGUUAUUCAGGUCAAGUAGUAUUUAGUUUCAUUCCUAAACAUAACUUGUAUACAACCCCAAUUCCAAUGAAGUUGGGAUGUUGUGUAAAACAUAAAUAAAAACAGAAUACGAUGAUUUGCAGAUCAUUUUCAACGCAUAUUCACUUGAAUACCUUACAAAGACCAUUAAUGUUCAAACGGAUAAACUUUAUAGUUUUUUGCAAAUAUUCACUCAUUUUGAAUUUGAUGCCUGCAAUACGUUCCAAAGUUGUUGGGACAGGGGCAUGUCUACCACUGUGUUACCUUUCCUUUUAACAACACUCAAUAAGCAUUUGGGAACUAAGGACACUAAUUGUUGAAGCUUUGAAGGUGGAAUUCUUUCCCAUUCUUGCUUGAUGUACAACUUCAGUUUCUCAACAGUCCGAGGUGUACGUUGUCAUAUUUUGCGCUUCAUAAUGCACCACACAUUUUCAAUGGGAGACAGGUCUGAACUGCAGGCAGGCCAGUCUAGUACAUUUACAUUUAUGGCAUUUAGCA
Molecule: messenger RNA, 4241 nt
Organism: Pygocentrus nattereri (red-bellied piranha)
Lineage: Eukaryota; Metazoa; Chordata; Actinopteri; Characiformes; Serrasalmidae
Product: gastrula zinc finger protein XlCGF26.1-like
Exons: 5
Coding region: 496-3666 (1056 amino acids)
Biological process (GO): negative regulation of transcription by RNA polymerase II; regulation of immune system process; regulation of cytokine production
Molecular function (GO): DNA-binding transcription factor activity, RNA polymerase II-specific; RNA polymerase II cis-regulatory region sequence-specific DNA binding
Source: RefSeq, a predicted model, not a curated record